AUGAACCAAACCACUCCGCAGAUCCCAGAUGUAGGCACCAGACGGCUCGAUCCAGUCAUGCACCUCAAUCUCCGCCAUCGACUCACAAGGCCAAGACCCACGCAAUCCCCCAAGACCACCGCAAGGCAGUCAGUCAGUCCGCCAAACCCCGCGUACCCGCAUCAGAGCCCCGCCCCGCCGAUCUCACAUCCGUCACGCACCACCGAUCCGGUCACCUGA
Messenger RNA from Letharia columbiana, 219 nucleotides. RefSeq lists its product as uncharacterized. NCBI's taxonomy places the organism in Eukaryota, Fungi, Ascomycota, Lecanoromycetes, Lecanorales, Parmeliaceae. The transcript has 2 exons. The coding region runs from base 1 to 219 and encodes 72 amino acids. The record is from RefSeq and is a predicted model, not a curated record.